AUGCCUUGCAACCUAUUCCAAGUCGAUGGCAUGGUCGUCGUCAUUACCGGUGCUGGUACUGGCAUCGGACUAAUGAUGGCAGCUACCCUCGAAAACAACGGAGCCAUCGUUUACAUUACCGGACGGAGAAAAGAUGUCCUCGAAGAAGCCGCAAAAGAACACAACCGAUUCGGCAAUUUGAUUCCCCUUCCCGGAGAUGUGACUGACCGCGAGAGUCUCCUCGCGAUGGUUGAAGUCGUGAAGGCACGACACGGCUACAUCGAUCUGCUCGUUAACAAUGCAGGAAUCGCCAAGAACCUCCCUCCCUCUAUCAAGUCUUUCCAGUCUGCUCUGUGGAAUACGGGCUCGCCUGAAGAUUUUGCAUCUGUCUUUGCGACCAACACGACAGCGGUGUAUUACACAACCGUCGCGUUUCUUGACCUUCUCCAUCAAGGCAACCUCCGUCAGCAAGCGGCGAGCUUUGACCCGUUCAGUCAUUGUCAGCCUCCGUACCACUCCUCCCAAGUAAUCUCAAUAUCGUCGUCUGGCUCCUUCCGGAUAGACCCAAAAAUCCUCUCAAUGUCGUACACGCUGUCAAAAUCGGCGUGCACACACCUUGGAAAAGUGAUGGCAAAUCUAUUGGCCCCCUGGGGAAUUCGUAGCAAUGUUCUAGCUCCUGGUGUUUUCCCUAGUGAAAUGACAACGUCACCUGUUACGGAUAUGGGCUACAGACUGGAUCCUAGUGUGCUGUGCAAUGAUGUGCCACUAAAACGUGCUGGAUCAGAAGAGGAUAUGGCUGGUGCUAUAUUAUUCCUGGGUAGUCGUGCGGGCGCCUAUAUGAACGGAAGUGUGUUCCUGGCAGAUGGGGGCCGUGCGAAUGCUUACCGGGGCGGCAAUGCGGCUUGUUUCUAA
This is a messenger RNA of Guyanagaster necrorhizus, 891 nucleotides long. RefSeq names its product NAD(P)-binding protein. Bases 1 to 891 code for a protein of 296 amino acids. The transcript has 6 exons. The record is from RefSeq and is a predicted model, not a curated record. NCBI's taxonomy places the organism in Eukaryota, Fungi, Basidiomycota, Agaricomycetes, Agaricales, Physalacriaceae.